This is a messenger RNA of Symbiodinium natans, 1014 nucleotides long. The record is from the annotation of a GenBank genome assembly. Lineage: Eukaryota; Dinophyceae; Suessiales; Symbiodiniaceae.
AUGAUGCAGCAUGACAUCCUCAGACUAGAGGCCAUCACACUCCUGUGCUUGGAGAACGUCAAGCGGCUUCGACAGCAGCUGACCACAAAGUCCGAGAAUCUGUAUAGCCUGGAGAACCGGAAGCAGCAGCUCCAGAUCAGCAUGGAGGAGAGGGAGAAGGAGAUCGAAGUCCACACAGAGGUCUUGCGCGCACAGCUUCGGUCCGCGGAGGAGGAGAAGCACAAGGCGGCAAUCGAGCUUGCAGAAAGGAAGCAGAAGAUCUUCACUUUGAAGAGCAAGUACGACAACGUUAUGUGCAAGGUCAAGAAAGAGGAGGGUGGAGAGCAGCUGAGCCAAGCUCACUACAUGAUCAAGGCUGCUCAGGACAAGGAGGAGCUGCAGAGGAAGGGCGACGAGCUCGACGACAAGAUCCGCCGGGCAGAGAAGGAGAUUCGGUCGCUGGAAAACACCCUGGGCCAUCUGGUGCAGCGCAACCAAAAGUUCAAAGAGAACUUGCAGACUUCGAACCUGCAGAACCAGUCCGAACUCGAGGAGAAACAGACGCUCGAAGAGCAGUCGAGGGCGGCAAAUGAAGUUCUCUUCAAGAAGAAGAAGGUGUUGACGCAGCUCGAACAAGAGGCCCAGGAGGAUGUACAGCGUUACGAGGAGCUGCAGCGGUCCAUGCAGCAGAUGGAGGCUCAGGUGAAUGAGCUGACUGCAGCAAGGGAUGUCCUUCGCCAGGACGUCUCCGGGCAGCACAAGUCCGAACGCCGAACGCCUGAGACCUUGGCCAAUGCGCAGACGCGGGCCAUUCAGUCCGGCGUGGACUUGGCUCCGGACAGCGCAGCGGCCGUCGAUGUCAAGGCAAGGGGGCUCCGGGAGCAGAACCAGAGCCUGCUGUUUGCGCUGAGCAACGCGCUGCAAGACUAUGGGGAGGACGUGCUUCCCCUUUUCGAGAACCUCUGCGCGGAGCGUGGCGUCGCCAUGCCCUCGCGGCCGCCGCUCGGAGUGCAUGGUAACAGUUUUGAGGUUUAG